AUGUCGGGGUCGGACCCAGCGGGAGGCCGCGUGUCGGACGAGGGCCUGAUCUUGGAUCUGCGAGGCGCCGACUACUCGGGCGGCCCCGCCUGGAUCAACCGGGCGCCUGGCGGGCACCCCGACGCCGUCGUGCCCCUGGAGAUCGAGUUCGACAGGGCCGAGAGGGCCUUCCUCUUUCCCGCGGCGGGCGAGCUCAUCUCCAUCUCGGUCCCGAUCGCCACCUCGCUGCUCCCGGAGGCGACCUUCGCGAUCUGGGUCAAGGUCCUGGAGCCCUUCUCCGGCGCCAACUUCGGCUGGGUGCUGUCGCAGGCCCCCGACUACAGCUGGAGCAGGGCGCUGACGCUCAACGACUUCCGGCUGGGGCACGUGUCGAUGACCACCAGCCAGUACUGGGACUCGCAGCUGGGGAGGGCGGGCGCGGGCCGCUGGCUGCACCUCGCGGGGGUCUGGCGAAAGGAGGGCCGCUGCACGCCGUUCCUGAACGGCGCCGCCGGGGCCACCUGCCAGGGCCGCGCCGGGCGGGGCUCGGACCCGGGCGAGCGCCUGAUGGUGGGGGGCCGCGACCACGGCGACCAGUUCCACAACGCGGCAGUGGCGGUCUCCGACGUGUGCGUGUACAGCAGGGCCCUGUCCGAGGCGGAGGUCGAGCGGCUCUUCCGCCGCGGCAGGGGCGGCGCCGGCGGCGGCGCCCACGUGGGGGCGGGGGCCACGCCCCGGGCGGCGAGGGAAGGCGCGGCGCCCAUGUGGGACGAGGAGUCGGGACUGUUCUGGUUCCCCGCCGGGGUAGCGCUGCACGAGCUGCCAGACGGGCGGGUGUGGCAGCACGAGUUCCGGUCCGCGAUGGCGGAGUGCCAGUCGGCGCCCGAGGUUGCCAAGAGGUCGCUGCAGAGGCAUGCGAGCGACGACAACGGGCCGCUGCCGACCGGCGCCAGGGUCCGCCAGCUGGCGCAGCACCCCAGCGACCCAGAAAAGCUGGAAAGGCGCAUGGCGCACACCAAGGCGCUGAGGCGCAUGCCUGGUGGGUCCGGCCGGACGGUCCAGAUCCAUGGCAAGGAGGUCGCCCUCUUCCGCUUCGGCGAGCGCGUGCACGCGGUGCAGGCCGCUUGCCCGCACCAGGGCGCGAACCUCGCGGACGGCGAGAUCGGCGACCUGGAGGACAUGAUCGAGGGCCACAGGUGCUACGUGACGUGCCCCGUGCACAAGUUCCAGUUCGAUCUCUCCACCGGGGCUCUGCUGCAGGGCCGCGGCUGCGGGCCGCUGCCCGUCUUCGCGGUCCGGGUUUCCCGCCGCGGGUCGGGCGACGCGGGCCAGGGCAUGAUCGAGGUGGGGUUCGAGUCCUUGGGCGCGAGCUUCUUCGAGCCAGGGGAGGACUUCUGA
Molecule: messenger RNA, 1377 nt
Organism: Prorocentrum cordatum
Lineage: Eukaryota; Dinophyceae; Prorocentrales; Prorocentraceae
Source: the annotation of a GenBank genome assembly